UUAAACAUAAAGAUUAUCAACAUCUUACUGAACAAGAAUUUAUAAAAAAUACUAUAUUAGAUGGAAAUAAUCGUUUAGCAAUUUGUCAAUAUAGUUAUGAUGAUUUGAAUAAUUUUUUAAAAUGUCCAAGCAAUAUAGCUAUUGUUUGUGAUGUAUAUAAUAGACUUUUACAAAAAAAGAAAGAUGCUAUUCAAAGAUGUUGGUGUCCAGUGGUUUUUUAUCUAUAUGAACCAGGAAGAUUUGGAAAAACUGGUUUGAAUGGUUAUGAAGAUCAAGAAAUCAUAUUUUUUAAUGAAUUCUAUACAAAAAUUGAUUGGUCAGAUAUAAUAAAUGUUUUAAAUGAUAUAUCUUGUCUUGUGGAAAUUAAAUAUGAGAUAUAUAAAACUUCAUUUAAAGCAAAAUAUAUUUUUAUGUCAAGUACAAAACCACUUGAAGAAGCUUAUAAUUUUGGACAGUGUAAUAAUGAGAAUAAUAAUAAACGUGAUUAUAAACAAUGUUUAGAAGCUAAUUUUCAAAAUAUAUUUGAAGAAUCUAUUGUUAAGAAAGAUGAACAAAUGUAUUGGUAUCAUCAUUUUCCAGAAUAUAAGAAAAGAUAUCUUUGUAAUUAUCUGAAUUUAAGACGUCUUGAUAAAUAUUGUCUUGAAUUUGAACAAUUAUCUAUAACCAAUCAAAUAGAAGAUCCUCAAAUAGAAUCUUCCAAUCAAAUCAAAGAACCUUAA
Molecule: messenger RNA, 719 nt
Organism: Dentiscutata heterogama
Lineage: Eukaryota; Fungi; Glomeromycota; Glomeromycetes; Diversisporales; Gigasporaceae
Source: the annotation of a GenBank genome assembly